AUGCGACGCAUGCUGGAAGAAGAAAUGCAAGUGCAGUGGCGAGCUACCUUGCCAGCGAUGCAAACGGUCGGGGGGGAACUGCCAGUACUCGACCAAGAGACGCCUGGGGAGGCCACGGGGAGCGGCAGCAAAGCUGGAGGGCGGGGGAGCGGGGAAAAGGAAAACUACGGCUUUAUUUGA
This is a messenger RNA of Ectocarpus siliculosus, 180 nucleotides long. Lineage: Eukaryota; Phaeophyceae; Ectocarpales; Ectocarpaceae. The record is from the annotation of a GenBank genome assembly.